Zootoca vivipara (common lizard) is the source of this 3738-nucleotide messenger RNA. RefSeq names its product myosin ID (gene MYO1D). NCBI's taxonomy places the organism in Eukaryota, Metazoa, Chordata, Lepidosauria, Squamata, Lacertidae. Gene Ontology annotation, cellular component: microvillus; myosin complex; cytoplasm. Gene Ontology annotation, molecular function: microfilament motor activity; nucleic acid binding; actin filament binding. The record is from RefSeq and is a predicted model, not a curated record. Gene Ontology annotation, biological process: DNA integration; actin filament organization; endocytosis.
CCUUCUCGAGUAGACUCCGUCGGACGGUCGGCUGCGCUUUUCUGCCCGGCUCCGGCGCGCGCGCCCGUUCUUCUCUUCGCCUUCGCCCGCCGUGUGGGCUCGCCGCUCCGUCCGCCGGGUCCCUUCGCCCCUUCCUAGCGCCAUGGCAGAGCAGGAGAGCCUCGAGUUCGGCAAGGCGGACUUCGUGCUCCUCGACGCCGUCUCCAUGCCCGAGUUCAUGGCCAACCUCCGGCUGAGGUUUGAAAAGGGACGGAUCUACACUUUUAUUGGGGAAGUGGUCGUUUCUGUAAACCCUUACAAGAACUUGAAUAUCUAUGGACGGGACAUGAUCGAGCAGUACAAAGGUCGGGAGCUGUAUGAGCGGCCCCCUCAUCUCUUUGCUAUUGCGGAUGCUGCAUACAAAGCCAUGAAGAGACGAUCAAAGGAUACCUGCAUCGUAAUAUCAGGUGAGAGUGGAGCAGGCAAAACAGAAGCAAGCAAAUACAUCAUGCAAUACAUAGCUGCCAUUACUAAUCCAAGCCAGAGAGCUGAGGUAGAAAGGGUGAAGAACAUGCUGUUGAAAUCCAACUGUGUCCUGGAAGCCUUUGGCAAUGCCAAAACCAACCGAAACGACAAUUCCAGCCGGUUUGGAAAGUAUAUGGAUAUCAACUUUGAUUUCAAAGGGGACCCAAUAGGUGGGCACAUCAAUAAUUACUUGCUGGAAAAGUCACGGGUGAUUGUGCAGCAGUCAGGAGAGCGCAACUUUCACUCCUUCUACCAGCUACUCCAAGGAGGUUCUGAACAGCUGCUACGUUCCUUACAUCUACAUAAGGAUUUAUCUGCAUACAGCUAUAUUGCUACUGGAAUGCAGUUAAAGUGUUCUAUUAAUGAUGGUGCUGACUUCAAAGCUGUGGCUGAUGCUAUGAAAGUAAUUGGAUUUGAACCAGAGGAGACUCAGACAGUAUACAAAAUUCUAGCUACCAUUCUCCAUUUGGGCAAUUUGAAGUUUUCUGUGGAUGGUGACAUACCUGUCAUUGAAAACAGCAAGUUAGUGUCUGUCAUUGCUGACCUGCUCGCAACCAAGGCUGACAUGGUGGAGAAGGCCUUGCUUUUUCGAACUGUUGCUACCGGCCGGGACAUCAUUGAUAAACAGCAUACAGAGCAAGAAGCCACCUAUGGCAGAAAUGCGUUUGCAAAGGCAAUAUACGAGCGCCUUUUCUGCUGGAUUGUGACACACAUCAAUGACGUGAUUGAAGUCAAGGACUACAACAGCACAGUUCAUGGGAAAAACACUGUAAUCGGGGUCCUUGAUAUCUAUGGCUUUGAGAUCUUUGACAAUAACAGUUUUGAACAGUUCUGUAUCAAUUACUGCAACGAGAAACUGCAGCAGCUCUUCAUUCAGCUUGUUUUGAAGCAAGAGCAAGAGGAAUAUCAGCGUGAGGGAAUUCCGUGGAAGCAUAUUGACUACUUCAACAACCAGAUCAUUAUUGACCUAGUGGAGCAACAGCAUAAAGGAAUCAUUGCCAUUCUGGAUGAUGCCUGCAUGAAUGUCGGCAGAGUCACUGAUGGGAUGUUCUUGGAGGCUCUUAAUACCAAACUGGGCAAACACGCUCACUUCUCCAGCAGAAAGCUCUGUGCUAUGGACAAAAACCUGGAAUUUGACAGAGACUUUCGGAUUAAGCACUACGCUGGAGACGUUAUCUACUCAGUUACAGGAUUUAUAGAUAAAAACAAGGACACUUUAUUUCAAGAUUUCAAGCGCCUGAUGUACAACAGCUCCAAUCCCGUGCUGAGAAAGAUGUGGCCAGAAGGCAAGUUGAGCAUCACAGAAGUGACUAAGCGACCACUGACUGCUGCUACCCUUUUCAAGAACUCAAUGAUUGCUUUAGUGGACAAUCUGGCAUCAAAGGAACCAUACUACGUCCGCUGCAUUAAGCCUAAUGACAAAAAGUUGUCACAUCUAUUUGAUGAGGAGCGUUGCAGGCAUCAGGUGGAAUACCUUGGACUCCUGGAAAACGUCAGGGUCCGAAGAGCAGGUUUCGCCUAUCGUCAGACAUACGAGAAAUUCCUUCACAGGUACAAGAUAAUUCCUGAAUUUACUUGGCCAAAUCACAAGCUCCCAUCGGACAAGGAGGCUGUUAAAAAACUGAUUGAGCAUUGCGGGUUCCAACACGACGUGGCCUACGGCAAGACCAAGAUUUUCAUCCGCACGCCUCGGACACUCUUUACGUUGGAAGAACUACAUGCCAAGAUGCUUGUAUGGGUUGUUCUUUUCCUACAGAAGGUUUGGAGGGGCACACUGGCUCGCUUGCGCUACAAGAGAACCCGAGCUGCCCUCAAGAUCAUAAAGUGCUACCGCCGAUACAAAGUGAAGUCGUAUAUCUGCGAGGUUGCCCGGCGAUUUCACAACGUCAGGUCUAUGAAAGGCUACGGCAAGCAUGUGAGAUGGCCCACCCCACCCAAAGUGCUGCGGCGGUUUGAAGAGGCUCUGCAAGCAAUCUAUCACAGGUGGAGGGCGCACGAACUUAUCAAGAGCAUUCCCCCCAAGGAUGUGCCUCAGAUCAGGGCAAAGGUGGCAGCAGUGGAAGUGCUGAAGGGCCACCGAAGUGAUAUGGGGAUCCAAAGAGCCUGGCAGGGCAACUACAUUGCAUUGAAUCCAGAUAACCCUCAGGCUGCAGGCUCAUUUGUCCCCAUUGCCAAUGAGUUGAAACGAAAAGACAAGUUCAUGAAUGUUCUCUUCUCGUCUCACGUCCGCAAGAUAAACCGCUUUAGCAAAGUGGAAGAUCGGGCAAUUUUUAUCACUGACAGACACCUUUAUAAGAUGGAUCCGACAAAGCACUACAAAGUGAUGAAAACCAUCCCACUGUACAAUCUGACGGGAUUGAGUGUCUCCAAUGGAAAAGACCAGCUUGCAGUUUUCCACACAAAAGACAACAAGGACCUAAUUGUGUGCCUCCUCAGUAUGCAUCCAGUCAAUGAGAGCAAGAUCGGAGAGUUGAUUGGAGUCCUGGCAAAUCACUUCAAAAGUGAGAAACGCCGCCUGCAAGUCAGCGUUGCCAAUCCGGUCCAGUGCAGCAUGCAUGGUCGGAAAUGCACCAUCUCCGUGGAAACCAGAAUAAACCAAUCAGAGCCAAACUUCACCAAGGAUCGGUCAGGCUUCGUCCUGUGUGUGCCUGGAAAUUAGCAUUGCUUCUGCUAUGGGAGGGCUGUGGGGGGGGGGAGGUAGAGAGAGACUCCCCCUUUAAGCAGCCUUCCUUUCCUCUUGUGCCUUGAAUCUUGCAUGGGAGUGGGAGGAGGAGGAGGACGGUUGUAAAGAUGUUUGUCUGUGACACACAUCUAGACAGCUCUAAAGCUACACUGAGCAGGAGCUUAAAAUAGCCUCUCCAUUGUGCUGGCUAUAAAUUUAGAACUGGCUCCCAUGCUAUGUUUUAGCAAAGUGCCUUUUAUGAAUGGAUAUAUGUAUAUAUGCUCUCCUCCUCCUAUUCCCCCCCUAUCUAAGAUGGUUGCGUAAUUAAUCCUUGGGACUCCAAAGCCUUGUAUGGGAGGGAAUAGGAGGGGGGGCGGGAACCCCUUUGGAUUUCAUGCAGGCCUUAAUUUUAAAAGUGAUCUGUACUUAAAAAGAGGUGGGCUUUCCGUAGCACAGUUUCCCCAGCCCCUUUUGUUCCAAAGAGGUUGUGCAUGAGAGGAACCCCCCCCCGGCCACGGUUUGCCCACUUAGUACCCUCCAGAUGUUGUGGACUCCCAGCUCCCAUCAUCCCC